ACCUUGAUGUAUAUAUACAUACUUGAACUUCAAUCAAGCUAUAGCAAGCUUCUUCCAAUGGAAGAUGAAGAUCAGAAAGAACUGCAGCUACUCCCUAGUACUCCACAAGGGCUGCCUUCUUCUUGUUCUUCUUCUUCUUCUUCCCGUGGACGGCCGUCGGAUUCGUUGAAGUACCUGUCACCAGCGGAUAAUCAGUUUGAAGGGCCAUCACUUGACUUGCAGUUAUCGAUAAGCCUCCGGCCACUACAGUCGCCACCGGACUGCGUCCUGGCAGGACCCAUUGGCGAGUAUGGGGAGACGGGGUGCUUGGCGGCGUUGAAGUGGCAGGCUAAGGAGCAAAUUCGAUUGGCAGCAAUGGAGAAAGCGUAUGCAGAGAGAGUAAGGGAGCUUACGAGGAAGGAGAUGGAGUUGGCACAGUCGGAGUUCGCGCGUGCAAGGCAUAUGUGGGAGAGGGCCCGGGAGGAGGUGGAGCGGGCUGAGCGGAUGAGGGACCAGGCGAUCCGCCGGGUCGACCCAACGGGCAUGGAGAUCACCUGCCAGUCUUGCAGGCAGAGGUUCAGGCCUUGAUGCUGCAAACAAAAAAGGGGGAAAAAAUGGGAACUUCAAGACUUAAGUGUUUGAUCAACAAAUGAAGAAAAGGGUGAAGAACAACACAUAAAGUCAUGGAAAAGGGAAAAUUCAAUUCACUGCCCCUUCUACAUAUUCCAGUGCAUUAAUAUUCUGUAUCAUGGUCAAUUAUUCAACUGAUCAAUGAUUUAUUUAUUUAUUUAUUUUCAUAAAAAUGCAGGGAUACAAGUUGCCAGUGAUGAGUUUGGAAUUCAUUUUAUAAUUGGAGAAGGAAUAAACUUGUUUGCAAGCA
Malania oleifera is the source of this 859-nucleotide messenger RNA. Its product is annotated as protein indeterminate-domain 16. The transcript has a single exon. The coding region runs from base 7 to 567 and encodes 186 amino acids. NCBI's taxonomy places the organism in Eukaryota, Viridiplantae, Streptophyta, Magnoliopsida, Santalales, Ximeniaceae. Gene Ontology annotation, cellular component: nucleus. The record is from RefSeq and is a predicted model, not a curated record. Gene Ontology annotation, biological process: gravitropism.